CAGGGUUGUUAGGGAAUCAUAUGAUUGAAAAUUCUGGGUCGGUGCAAUAGGUAAAUAAGCAAUUAAAAGCAGUUUGAUAACAAAGAAUGGCGUUGAAUAAGAGCGAAAAAGAGGCAGCCGGGCAGCUAAUGGAUGCUUUGUACCUGGACAUGUUCCACCUGAUCGAGGAGCACACCCAGAGCCGGGUUAAUCUGGAAAGAGCGAACGCCAGCGGGGCCAUUCUAUUGGCCCGUACGCGAUUCCAGCACGGAGGCAGUAACUCCGUGUCCACGGCGCAGAUUCCCACGGAGAACAGUGCCGAGUUCAACGCCCUGUGUCGCGUUGUCGACUCUGGAGACGGUCGGGGGAUCAGCAUUGAGCGUCAGCCGGUUGACAAGUCCAAUGGCUACGUGGAGCCCCUGCACUGGUUCUCGGUUCUUCCUCCCAUGAGUUUACGAAAUGCGGUGUCCAAGUUCAAGGAUUGUGUCGAGCUGGUGGCAGAGAGCACAAACCUGCAGCGGCAACUGUGUGAUGUCCUGGACUGGAUCACCAAGUUGCGUCAGACUCCGCUGAUAAAGUAGAUAAUAAUAAAAAUAAAGUAGAAUUUCGGACCCGUCAAGUAUUUCCAUUGAAGAAUAAUGUUAACCAAUGCCAUUAAUGUUUUACUUAAUAUUCUUAAUUAUAUUCGAGUAAGAGCA
Messenger RNA from Drosophila kikkawai, 677 nucleotides. RefSeq lists its product as uncharacterized. The record is from RefSeq and is a predicted model, not a curated record. NCBI's taxonomy places the organism in Eukaryota, Metazoa, Arthropoda, Insecta, Diptera, Drosophilidae. Gene Ontology annotation, biological process: vacuolar proton-transporting V-type ATPase complex assembly.